This is a messenger RNA of Morus notabilis, 1056 nucleotides long. RefSeq lists its product as uncharacterized. The transcript has a single exon. The record is from RefSeq and is a predicted model, not a curated record. Lineage: Eukaryota; Viridiplantae; Streptophyta; Magnoliopsida; Rosales; Moraceae. The coding region runs from base 1 to 1056 and encodes 351 amino acids.
AUGCUCCAGACCGUGGGGCAAUUCAGUGGCAUGGCAACUGAAGAUCCUCACAUCCAUCUCAGACAAUUUAUGGAAGUGAGUGAUGCUUUUAAGCUCCCGGGGGUGACUGAAGAUACAUUGAGGUUAAAGCUUUUCCCUUAUUCCUUGAGGGACAGGGCACGAGUGUGGCUGAAUUCUUUGCUUCCGGAUUCAGUGACAUCAUGGGAUGAAUUGGCAGAAAAGUUUCUCAUGAAAUACUUCCCUCCAACCAAGAAUGCAAAGUUGAGGAAUGACAUAACCUCGUUCCAACAAGCAGAUGGGGAGUCAUUGUAUGAAGCGUGGGAUAGAUUUAAGGAAUUGCUGCGGAAGUGCCCUCAUCAUGGGAUCCCCCACUGGAUUCAAAUGGAGACAUUUUAUAAUGGUCUCAAUGGGCAAACACGAACUAUAGUGGAUGCCGCAGCAGGGGGGGCCAUUUUUGCCAAAUCUUAUAAUGACGCAUAUGAGAUUUUGGAGAGGAUGGCAAACAAUAACUAUCAAUGGCCAACCGAGAGGCAUAAUGCAAGGAAGGCCACUGGAAUUCACGAGGUUGACGCCAUCACUGCUCUUUCAACGCAAAUGUCAUCUUUGACGAAUAUGGUAAAGGCAUUAAACACACCGGCAGGGGUAAAUGCAGUGCACACCCCUGGUUUUUCGUGUGUUUACUGUGGAGAUAGCCACCAAUAUGAAGAUUGCCCAUCCAACCCUGCCUCUGCAUGCUAUGUUGCUAAUUUCAACAAGGGUAGUCAUCACUAUUCAAAUCCUCAUAACCAAGGGAUGAGGCAACAUCCAAACUUAUCAUGGAGUAAUCAGGGAGCAAGUACCAGUCAACCCAAUGCCUACCACAGAAACACGUACCCACCUGGAUAUCCACCGCAACAACAAAGAACUCAAGCCGUGGAACAAUCUAACUCUUUGGAGAGCUUGUUAAAAGAGUUUAUUUCAAGGAGUGAAGCCAAAAUCCAGAGCCAUGAUGCAACACUGUGGAAUUUAGAAAAUCAGGUUAGACAGAUCGCAAACUCUUUGAACAACAGGCCCUAA